AUGUUCGGGGCGUCCGUCUCUCGGCCAGUGGCUGGCGCGUCCCCUCCCCCGGCGGAGGCGUCUUCUGCUGGGGAGCGCUCUCUCUCGCCUGACUCGUCGUCGAGCGGCUGCUCAAGCUCGUGCCCGCCCUCGCCGCUGCCGCGGACGCACGCCGAGAAGCUGCGCAGCCUGUCGCUCGUUUUCUCCGUCUCUCUGAAGCCGACGCUCGCCGCGUCGCGUCUCACGUCUCCUUUCCUCGCGUCCCCCCUCGCGCUGCCCGACGACGCCACCAACACGCUCGCGGUCGCCCCUUCCGGCGACCUCCUCUUCGUCGCCGCGACCGAGGGACGCGUACAAGUCCUCCCCCUGACGCCGCUGGGCACUCCGCAGUCGCGGCUCCACCGGAAGUCUGCGGCUUCCGCGAAGACUCAAGGCCACGCGCCGCCGCCGCGCAGACGCAGGGGGCGAGAGGAUGUGGCUGGCACGUUCGAGGAGCAGUGGUCGCUGUGCGGCGCGACGCCGCUGGAUGAGGAGCGCCAGUGGUGCCGACAGGAGGCCGCCGCGGCGCGCGAAGGCGAGUGGGAGUCGCUCUCCUCGCCUGCCUCGGAAGAGGGCGCGGCGGCCUCUUCCGCAGACUUGGCAGAGAGCGGCGCAGCGAGCGGCGCGGGCGUCGAGGGGCUCCUGGGGGUCGCGGACAGCAGCGCGUGCUCGCCGGAGCCCGAAACAGCGUUUCUGCCCGAGCGCUUCACGCUGCUGGUGCCGUCGGCGCGCUUCAGAAAGCCGGGCGCGCUCACGCGGCAGCCGGGCGACGACGAGGAAUACGAGGGGGAGGACGCGGACGUGGAGGGCGCGAGCUCUGCGAGAAACCGGCGCGCUGUACGUGUCACCAACCUCAGCUGCGAGAUCCUUGCGGGCGAGGAAGUCCUCGUGCUCACGACCCGCGGCGGCGACGUCAUGGUUUUCUCGCUGAAGGCCCUCCGCGCGCGCCUCGACGAGGAAAGACGCAGCCGCCGCGACCGUCGGGGGCGAGAGAGCGUGGCGGUGGACAAGGGAGGAGCGCGAGGGGACACCCGCCCCGCGGACGAGCGCCCACGCAGUUUGGGCGAGGCGCCGGCGGCGCGCAGCGAGUCCUUCGCCUCCUCCGCGUCCUUCUCCUCUUGGGGCGAGGACGCCGAGCUGGCCGCGAGCCUCAGGGCGAUGCAGCGUGCCGAGCGACGUCGCGAGGAGGAGGAAGAAAGAAGAAUCAAACUCUGGAGAGAGCAGGAACGCCGGCACACGCCCGUGCCUGACGUCUGGAUUGUAAACAACCUCGGGCCCCCGACGCUGCACUCGAGCUGCCAGAUGGACGUGUCAACGUGGAGCUUCGCGUGCAAUCCCUUCCCGCCGACUGCGUCGCCUCGCUCUCCUUCUAUGCAGCCUGGCGCCUGGUCUCCGCGUUUGCCUCUUCUCCCAUUCUUCUCCUCGCUCGCCUUUGGCAGCAACACGCACCACCUCUCGUUUGUCGAUCUGCGACACCUGCCUGUGGGUCGCGGGAGCCCGGCUCUGCCGCUUGCGCUCGGCGCAGAGACUCCCACGGGCCCUUCCGCCACCGCGGCGCUGCUUCCGCGGGGUGUGUCGCGGCGCCACGCGCAGCGCCUGAUUCGCGCGGCCGCGGCGCGCCUCGCCCUCGAAGGCCCGUCGACCGCCGCCACGUCAGCCUCGCCCGCUGUCUCCUCCUCAGGCUCGCGAUCGCCGUCCGCCGCCCGCGCUGAAGACGUUUUCUCUGGGCGCUGCGAGCGAAAACUCUCCAGGGACGAGGCGGGGGACGCGGCGAGGAAGAAGCGACGGCGAGGACGAGAGUCGCGCGGGGCGGAAGAGCGCCAAGAGGUGCGGCAGGAAGUCCGCGCGCGAGAGCUCCCCGCAGAGCUUCGGUGCCUCAGGAUGCUGUGCAGAGACGUCGCGUGGGCGGCACUCGCGGCCGGCGAGGAACACUUCGCCUCGACUGCAGAGGACGCCUCAGAGGCUGAGGACUGCGAUGCGGAGGCUGCCUCCUCGCUGCGCGGAGAGAGCGACGCAACGCGCGCACCCCGGAGUCGCGAGGCGCAGCGAUCAUCCAGGCGAAGGGCUCGGGACGGCGAGCGCCUCCUCCCCGCGUCUCGCAGGCGCUCCAGGCGUUCGCGGGCGCCUCGUAUGGGUGCAUGGUCUCCUGAGCUGCAGUCCUCCUCCUUCUCCUCUCCGCAUCUGUCGCCUGCAUCGUCGGCGUCGCCGCUGUCUCCGUGCAGUCGCGGCGAGGCGGCGAGCGAGUUGCGGCGCGAGGCCCGCGAUUGCUGCCGCUUCGCGCCCUCAUUCCUUCCCUUCCCAGAUCCGAAUCGCCACGUCGCGCUCCCCGACGCCGCGCUCUUCGCGGAGCUCUAUGUGCGGCCGCAGUGGCUCCGCAAGCGUCGGCGCGGGCGCGGCGACUUGCCCUGCGCGCCGCUCCAGGGCCUCCGGCCCUCGCCCGACGCGGCGAGCCCGCGGAGCGGCUUCGGAGGGGGGCGUGCCGCGGGGCGCGGAGACCCCGAGGCCCCUGCGCGCGGCCGCUGGGGCCGGCGCGCAGAAGCCUUCAGGCGCGACCCGAGCGCGCGAGAGCCCAGGGAAGUCGAGGGCGACGCGCGUGAGAUGCGUCGGGCGGCGCUGGCGUCGCGGGCGCACGUCCUCCGCCGCACCCUGCCCGCGCAGCAGGCAGCUGAGGAGGAGCGGGCGAUUCUCCGUAGGCGUCGCGCCCUGCGGCGGCGACUCUUUCGGCUUGACAACGGGGCAGACGGCGAGGACGGCGAAGACGGCGAAGGCGUCGCGGGCGCGGAAGCGGGGGCCGCGGGUCCUCGUGCUGCAAGGCUUCACACCGACCCGCACGUUCCCGCUGCCGCCACCGAUUUCAGUCACCGUCUCUCCCGUGGUUCCGACCCCGGACCUGGAGGGGCGCGCCUCGAACGCGCCGGCUGGCGAGGCGCUUGGAAACCGCACCCCAGACUCGGGCGGAGCUGGGACAGGGCCGCUGCGCGGAUCAGCGCUUCUCGGAAGGCCUGCGGCGCCCGUCUCAGCCCCAGGAGAGGGACAGCAGGAAGAGUGGGGGAAGUGAGUGGAGAUGAGAGGGAGGAGGCAGACGCGGCCGACGGCGGAAGGGCGGCGAGCGAGGGCGGCAGCACGGGCGACAGGCGCGAGACACCGCAGGCGGAAGCGAGACACCCUCAGGAGGCACUAGCAGGAGAAGCGCCUCAGGCUUUGCCGCAGCCACAGCCGCCCUCGUCUCAUUUGCCUCCGCUUUCUGGGCAGGGAGCUCCUCUGCCCGUCGCCUCUCAAGAGGUUGCGCCUGCAUCGGGAUUUCUCCCUCGCUCGGGUCAUGGGCCUGCCGCGUCUUCACCUUCGCUUAGCGCAGGGCGGAACGCGUCCGCGUCUCCGCGCCCCUCCAUCCCAGGGUCAGGGUUCGUGUCGCCACUUCCCUUGUCCUCCGCGUCCUUCGCCUCGCUCGACUCCUCGGCUUCAGACGCUCGCCCUCGAUCGCCCUCCUCUGCGCCCGCUUCGCCGGUAUCGCCGGUUCCAUUGACUGAGGCAGCUGGGCGCCCGCCACCGCCCCCCGAAGGUGACGCAGGCGGAGACACUGAGGCCGCCGCAGCGCGGGCGAUGGAGAGAGCGCCCCUGAGGGAGGCGAGCGACUCGAGGGCGGAAGAAGAGGAAGAAGCGGAGGACGCGUCUGGCAGCGACGAGGGCGCGUCGGCGCGCCGGCGAGAAGAGGAUCUCGAGAUUCGCAGAGUGUUGGAAGUCCUGCGGGCGAUGCGCUUCCCCGAGGCCUUCGUCAGCGAGGCGCUGACCGUCGUCAGGGAGCGGUCGAGCGCAGCUGACGGCCGGGCUCUUGCGGCUUUCGAGUCGCGAGGCGCAGACAGAGGGGGGAGGCCAGAGGGGGCGCGGGGAAGUCUCUUUGGGCGCCCGGAGCGCAGACUCGUGCGCGGCGUGGCGAGGCAGUCCGCGGCGCGCUGGAACGCACACGACGCCCUGACUCCCUCUGAACAUCCGUAA
Messenger RNA from Besnoitia besnoiti, 4011 nucleotides. RefSeq lists its product as uncharacterized. NCBI's taxonomy places the organism in Eukaryota, Apicomplexa, Conoidasida, Eucoccidiorida, Sarcocystidae. Bases 1 to 4011 code for a protein of 1336 amino acids. The record is from RefSeq and is a predicted model, not a curated record. The transcript is spliced from 3 exons.